Molecule: messenger RNA, 717 nt
Organism: Heterobilharzia americana
Lineage: Eukaryota; Metazoa; Platyhelminthes; Trematoda; Strigeidida; Schistosomatidae
Source: the annotation of a GenBank genome assembly
AUGUUUCCUCUUCGACCACGGUCCAAACUGAAGACAAUUAUGUGUGUAAUAGUUGCUAUCUGGCUUAUAUCUUUUGCUAUCGGGUUGCCGUGUCUAAUUGUUGCUGCAGUGCUUCCAAAAAAACCAGAGUUGAUUGGAAACAUGGGAAAUUAUACAGAAGCAUCCAUUAUCGUAGACCAGUUAACAGUUAGUUCACUUAAUCAAUAUAUAUCAAAUGACUGUGUUCUAAACUGGUCUUCAGAAUGGUCUGAAGCGUAUGAUUACACACUUUUUAUUUUAAUGUAUGUCCUGCCACUGAUGAUACUUGCUGCAACUUACGUUCCAAUUUCAAUACACUUAUGGUUUCAUAGAGGACUUGGAGAAGUAACUCGAGCACAGGCUCAAAAUGUUCGUUCAAAGAGACGAGCUGUGAAAAUGCUCUGCGCUGUUAUGCUUAUAUUUGCAAUAUGCUGGUUGCCGUACCAAUUAAUUUUCAUCAUACUGCAAUUAAACCCAGCAAUAAAAAGUAGUCAUCAUUUACCAGUUGUGUUCAUUUGUUGUUAUUGGUUGGCAAUGAGUAAUUCAAUGUACAAUCCAAUUAUAUACGUUUUAAUGAAUAAAAAAUUUCGUAAAGGAUUUUACACGGCAUUUUCAUGUUUCCCUUGGUGCAGAGCAUAUAUCAAAAGAGAACGAAAGGGGACAACAUAUGAGACAAGAAUAGCUACUCUACAUAACUAA